GACGAGGCCCGCGCGGAGCGCGAGCGUGCCGAUGUGCUCGCCGCGGAGCUGGAGGAGCAGGGGCAGCGGGCGGACGCGCUGGAAGAGAGGACAUUCAGAUCUGCGCCGCCUUCGCCGACCACGCGGCCCAGGUGCGCGCCAUCGCCGCCGAGCAGGAGGGGCUGUACGAGCGCUCUCGGAGGAGGUCCUCCGAGCGGCGGCGGGAGCGGCGCAGGCUCCGCGAGUGCGGCGAGGCGGAGCGGCGGCGGCAUGCGGCGCUGCGGGCGCGGCUGCUCGUGCGCGAGGCGUCGCUGAGCGCCGUGGCGGCUGUGGCGUGGCAGGACGGGCACCGCGCCGCGCUGGCCGAGGCCGCGGAGGCGGCGCGCGACAUCCAGGCGCUCCGGGCGCGGGCGGCCGACGCCGAGGCGAGGGCCCGGGACGCGGAGACUGGCCUGAUCGGCUGGCGCCUGGAGAGCGUGCACGCUGCGAAGGUGGAGGCCGAGAACCACCGGCGGAGCCUCCAGGAGACGCUGGAGUCCCGCGCGUUGCUGGCGGACGCCCGCACCGAGGCCGCCGAGGCCGAGGCGGCGGCCUGGCGGCGCAGGGCCGAGGCGGCCGAGGCCGCACGGGCAGGAGACGCGAGGUCGCCGCGCUCAGCGCGCAGAGGAACCAGCUGCGCGACGUCGCGCUGCAGCUGGCUGGCCGGGCGAGGGCGGAGGCCGAGUCCGCAUCCCCUCCGCGGCGCUCGUCGGCGCCGCUCGCGGCGGGCGCCCGCGCGGCGGCGCCGAACUGAACGCGAGGGAAGCGGACCCGCGCCGCCACCCCCUCUCUGCCGCCCCCCUCCCUCCGCUUCCCUUCCGUCCCCCCGG
Messenger RNA from Prorocentrum cordatum, 848 nucleotides. NCBI's taxonomy places the organism in Eukaryota, Dinophyceae, Prorocentrales, Prorocentraceae. The record is from the annotation of a GenBank genome assembly.